Messenger RNA from Gambusia affinis (western mosquitofish), 3622 nucleotides. RefSeq names its product THAP domain containing 12b (gene thap12b). The transcript has 5 exons. Bases 257 to 2506 code for a protein of 749 amino acids. Lineage: Eukaryota; Metazoa; Chordata; Actinopteri; Cyprinodontiformes; Poeciliidae. The record is from RefSeq and is a predicted model, not a curated record.
CAAUUACAUUCGUCGUGGGCGGGAGAUGGCGCUGCUAAAUGAAGUCGCAUGAGUCUAAAUGUAACUGUUGUUUGUGUGGCGGUUUUCUGGAUUGUUGAUCUGUUUUUGAGAUGUUUAUGAGACAUUUCUUUGCCGAAGUAAAAGUCCAGCUUUGAUUUGAGAAUCACACCGGUGGACUUGGCUUCUUGAAAGGAUAUCAAGCUAUCAGAGGACAUUAGCCAGCGAAGUUAGCUAAGCUAACCGGCCAGACUGGAACAUGCCGAAUUUUUGCGCGGCUCCAAACUGCACACGGAAGAGUACACAGUCCGAUUUGGCAUUUUUUCGAUUUCCUCGAGACCCUGAGAGAUGCAGAAUCUGGGUGGAGAAUUGCCGCAGGGCGGAUCUCGAAGCCAAAACAGCCGACCAGUUGAAUAAGCACUACAGAUUAUGUGCCAAACACUUUGACCCCGCCAUGGUGUGCAAAACUAGCCCCUACAGGACGGUCUUAAAGGACACGGCCAUCCCGACCAUUUUUGAUUUGACAAGCCAUCUGAAAAACCCUUACACCAGGCAUCGGAAGCAGAUAAAAGAACUUACUGAUGAAGACAUACAGAGGAUUAAAGAGAGACGACUGGCUUCUGCUGAGCAGACCAUCAAAAAAGAGGAUCUGUCAAACAUCGUUGACAACGAGCCUCAGCUCUCAGCCGAUGAGAAAGAGUACCGGGAUUAUUUGAGGUCUUUGUUUGAGAUUCUGUUCAUGCUGGCAAAACAAGCAAUCCCUUUGACCACCGGCAGAGUAUCCGAAGAAGAACUCAAGUCCAACAACUUCCAGGCUGUCAUAGAUUACUGCAUGAAUGCCGGAGACGAGGCUCUGAGGAAGAGAUUCGAGGUGACUGCGGUGAACAGCGAGUACCUCAGCGGUGCCCAGCUGAAUCAGCUCCUCGACGUUUGCGAGAACACGGUGAGGGAGGAGAUGCUCAUGGAGGUGAGGGAGAGUCGUUUCUACUCCCUGGUGACGGGCGACCUGGUCGAAUUCGCCAACAGCAAACACUUGCCCGUGUUCCUCCGCUUUGUCAACCAGCAGAACGUUCUCAGAGAGGAGUUCGUGGACUUCCUCCCGUUCGUGGACGGAGACGAGGCGGCGCUGGUGGAAAGCCUGGAGGCUCUCCUGGUUGACCGCUGGGGACUCAGCAUGGAGGACUGCCGUGGUCAGGCCCACAAGGCCACCGGGACCGCCACCACUAAGAUGAAAGCUGUUGCCGUACUGCUUAUGGAGAAGUACCCUCUCGCGCUGCACAUGCCUUGCUCGCAUAUGGCGCUGAACAUCCACCUCGCCAACAACCUACCUUUCCCCAACGUGCAAAUCGUCAUGGAGAAUCUGAGGAGGAUUACGUCCUUCUUUAAAACCCCACACACUCAGGAUGAGCUGGAGAAGGCCAUCUCCAUUCAGUUCCAGAAGAAUGAGGAGAAAGGAAAUGCUCUCAAAAAGAUGUGCUCCUCCGGAUGGACGGAGCAACACAACAUCUUUGACGUGCUGCUGGAUAUCUUACCUUCACUCCUGCUGUGCAUGGAUAGCAUUCGGGAGAAUGGCGGUGGAAAGUUUUCCAGUAGCGUCACUGCGGAUGCGUAUUCCAUCGGAGAAAGCAUCGCGGACUUUGAGGUGAUUGUCACCGUCGUCAUCUUGAAGAACGUUCUGACGUUCACCAGAGCCUUCGGGAGAAACCUUCAGGGGGAAACGCUCGACGUGUUCUCCGCCGCAAACAGCCUAACGGCGGUUCUGUACUCUCUCAAUGAGGUCAACGACAACAUCGACGUGUACCACGAGUUCUGGUACAGCGAGGCCGUCAGCUUGGCCGCCCUCAUGCAGAUCCCCGUGUCCGUCCCGAGGCUCUUCCUCCGGAAGCAGCGGGCGGCCGACCUCGGCGAGAUCCAGGCCGAGACCUACUUCAAGGAGUACGUGACCGUGCCCGUGAUCCGCGGCAUCAUGCAGGAGGUGGAGGACAUGUUCUGCGACAACAACCUCCGAGCUCUCAAGUGCCUGUCGCUGGUUCCGGCCGUCAUGGGCCACAUGAAGUUCAACACCACGGAGGAGAACUUUGCCGAGGUCUACAGCGGCGACCUCCCGAACCCGGACACGCUUCCCGCCGAGCUCCACUGCUGGAGGAUCAAGUGGAAGCACAGAGGGAAAGAGGUGCGCUUGCCCACCACCAUCCACGAGACCCUGCAGCUGCCGGACGUCAAGUUCUUCCCCAACGUGGACGCCUUCCUCAAGGUGCUGUCCACCAUGCCGGUGCUCAAAGUCGAGAAAGGCACGGGCGACACCGCCACCGAGCGGCUGCGGGCGUACGUCGGCAGCGUGCCUGCGAGGCAUUUAAACAAAAGUCUUGCGAUGCUCCACAUCAACACCCACGUCAAGCACGACCUGGAUGUCAUGGUGGACAAAUACUGCCGGCUGUACCCCGAGGAUGACCCCGAGGCUGAGGCCGAGGACGUCAGCGAAGAUGUUAUUGUGACCAAAGUGAUCUGAAGCUUUGGGUCAGAUUCUCUCUUUGAGUAAAAUACCACAGUUUUAACUGCAAAUAAAAUAAAAUAGAAUAGAUUAUUAGCUUAUUACUGCAUCUGCAAUAAUUUUGUCAUCUUAACGCCACGCAGUCGGUUGUUUUAGCAGACAUGGUGCUACUUAGCCCGCUAGCUGUAGCUACACAAUAGUUACUACAAAAGAGUUAAAGGUGGUGAUACCAUGACUUUACUACGAUGGAGCAUCAGGGCCACGUUACGAGAACUAAGAUCAUAAAAUUUGAAUAAAGUUGUGAGAAUUAAGUAGUAUUACAAGUUGUACAAUAAUAAAAUCCAAAAUAAUACAAGAAUAAAGUCGUAUAUCGACUCUAGUCUUGUAAAAGAAUCGUUUUCUUAAUACUGUUACUUUAUUUUCGUACGAGUUUAUUUACAUUGUACAAACAACUCAAUCUUUCUUGGAAGGAUGAGUCACGUUGGUUAAUAGACGAAACGACGAAGCUUCAGCUCGUCAGCAGAACAACGAUGUUAAAGUUCGCUCCGAAAUUCAAAACAAAUGCGAAGUGGAUGUUUGUUUUCAAAGCUUACAAUUUUGAGACUUUUAUCUAAAAAUGACAGGAAGUGCUUAUUGUGUGAUGUGUAAAUAUUCAGCGUUUCUCCAGCAGACUGUUGAGCUCUUGUACGGGAUGAUGCCGUAAUAAAAUGAAUCAAAUCUUUGGGGAGGGGUUAUUAUCUUUUUUAUUAUUAUUAUUAUUAGCCUUUUGAUAUUUGUGACUUUUGUAAUUGAUCUGAUAACUUCUGUGUUUUUUUUUUUUUCUAAAUCAAAUGAUGCAGGCAGAUCUGUUUUUUUAGAAAAAGGCUCUUCACCUGGAUACCAAAUGGGAGCAGCAGCAAAAGUUUGGUCAUUUGUCUCCUACUGUGUUCCUUUAUUCUGGUUUUAAAUAGUGUUGGAAGUUUGUCUAUACUAUGUUCAUUUAUUGUGUUAUGCCAGGACACCUCUAAACAAAAUGUGAUGUUUUUUUUCUACUUGUGCUUUGAACAUGACUUUGUUUUUGUAUAUUUUUGAGAGAAAUGUUUAAUUAGUUUCUAUUAAACGCCCUGUAAAGAACAUAAAAUCUGUUCCUUUUUA